AUGGCGGCCCCCGAAGCGAUACAGGUGAGCUCGCUGCCGCUGCCGCCUGUUCAAUACAUCAAUCUGUACACGGACGAGAAUGUGCGGCGAGGACGAGCACCGCGGCCACCGCCGCCGAUCCACGACAGCUAUUCUAUGUUCGGGAACGUGUUCAACGCCGACGACACGAUCAUCAGGCCGCUCGAGGCCCAGGGCAUCAAGCGGCUGUACCCGCAGCACUUCGACCGUCGGCGCGAGCUGAAGAAGCUCAAUCACUCGUUGCUCGUCAACUUCCUGGAUCUGAUUGACCUGCUGGUCCAGUGCCCCGACAGCCCAAGACGCGCAGAAAAGGUUGAAGAUCUUAGUUUGUUAUUUAUUCAUAUCCAUCACCUGCUAAAUGAAUUUCGACCGCAUCAAGCCAGGGAAACAUUGCGAGUCAUGAUGGAGCUGCAGCGUAGGCAACGUCAAGAGACAACGUUGCGUUUCCAAAAGCAUCUUGAAAAGGUUCAAGAAAUACUGCAGCAUGCUCUACAGAUGCUUCCUGAUACAGAACUGGACUCCAAACUUGCGAUAAACACAGAUGCCAUGGAAUCCAUGGAUAACUUAGGCUUCGAACAGCAGACCCAGGAUCCUUGUAGCCCAAGCGAUCGUAUCAUGUGUAAAGUGAUAGACGAUAUGCUUUCUUCAAAUGGACUGUUCUGAGGUAUCGCUCAUUAUUUCCAAACGUAUAACUUGAUCUACCAAUGAGUACUUCAGAACCAUUAUACAUAUAAAUGUAAUAAUAGAUAAGGAUGAAAUGUUUUUUUAAGUGUUAUUAGUUAUUUAAUAAAAUGACAAUAUUAAAAUAAA
Messenger RNA from Monomorium pharaonis (pharaoh ant), 828 nucleotides. It is a transcript of the gene MED7, whose product is annotated as mediator of RNA polymerase II transcription subunit 7. The transcript has 3 exons. Gene Ontology annotation, molecular function: transcription coregulator activity. Lineage: Eukaryota; Metazoa; Arthropoda; Insecta; Hymenoptera; Formicidae. The coding region runs from base 1 to 681 and encodes 226 amino acids. The record is from RefSeq and is a predicted model, not a curated record. Gene Ontology annotation, cellular component: mediator complex; core mediator complex. Gene Ontology annotation, biological process: regulation of transcription by RNA polymerase II.